GUGCAGUGAGCCGCUGCGCGCGGACUCGGACUCGGACUCGGAGUCGUACUCGGACCCACCCCGGCACGGCGCGGCUUAGCGCCGCCAGCUUCAGUGCUGACUGAGGAGGUCUGGAAGGAGAGGGCGGGCAGGAAGAGGCUGGAGUCCGUGACACCCCCCCUUCCUCCGCUGCGAGCGCCCGGACGGCGGCGAGAUGACGGCUGGGAGCCCCGGAGACUGCGGGGAAGUGCGGAGGAGCCCCGAGGGUCGCGUCUCCCGCCUGGGCCGCCGCCUGGGCCGCCGCCGGCGCCCGCGCUCCCCGCCCGAGCCUCUGCGGGUGCGGGCGCGGCUGCGGCUGCGCUCGCCGUCGGGGGCGUUCGCAGCGCUGGGGGCGCUCGUGGUACUGGUGGGCAUGGGCAUUGCAGUGGCUGGCUACUGGCCGCAUCGCGCCGGGAUCCCGGGGCCCCGGGCUGCAAACUCCAGCUCGCCCCCAUUGACCGAGCUGCGGCGCGAGGGUCGUGGCGCCGGCCGGGCCCAUGGCCCUCACGAGAGGCUGCGGCUGCUUGGACCUGUGGUCAUGGGCGUUGGCCUGUUCGUGUUCAUCUGCGCCAACACGCUGCUCUAUGAGAACCGCGAUUUGGAAACGCGACGGCUUCGCCAGGGGGUGCUGAGGGCUCAGGCGCUGCGGCCCCCCGACGGCCCGGGCUGGGACUGCGCUCUUCUCCCCAGCCCUGGUCCCAGGACUCCCCGAGCCAUUGGCUGCGUGGAGCAGGAAAGCUGGGACCUGUCCCCGCGUCGGGGUACUUCACCCGUCCCCUCACUGCGAAGUCUGCGUUCAGAGCCUGCUAAUCCUCGCUUGGGGUUACCUGCCCUGCUCAAUAGUUACCCUCUGAAGGGCUCUGGGCUGCACCCACCCUGGGGUCCACGGACCCAGACUGGCCAUGUGAUUAUCACCGUGCAGCCCUCUGGUUCCUGCAUUGAACAUUCCAAGUCUCUGGAUCUGGGACUUGGGGAGCUCCUGCUUGGGGCCCCAGCAGCGAGGGACUGUGCUCACCGAAGCUGGCCACGGCUGGACCGCCUCAGUCUGGGGGGUUAUGCCAAGUUGGGAGGAGGAGGGAACUUGGGGGCCCGGGUCUGAAGAGCAGGGGACAGCCUGCUAUGAGGCUGCAGCACGGACCUUGGUCCCAAUACAGGACUAGGAGUCCCAAUAUCUAGUAGCUGUCACAUCCCAGGGGAUGGAUGCUCUGGAGCCAGCAGCUGCUAAGGCACCCUGACUUGAAGGUUCACAGAGAAAUACCAACUGCACAAGGGUUCAAUAAGCCAGAGAGAACGUUUUAAUGUGGACUCUGGAGACCAGCAUGCCCUGGCCUCAGGAAUUCCUUCAGCCUCCAAAAGCGGCUUUAGCUCUGGACAGGUACCUGAAGGGGCUGGAGGUCCAGGCCAGGGUGAUUGGGAGAUGCAAGCUGGCAAAACUGAAGUGGUGGGCAAGGACCCUAAGACUUGGAAGGUAGGUUGUGAUGUUACAGGCUGGGAUAGGCUCCCUCCAUGGUGGCACUGGUGAGGGGGUUUGGGCCUUUGGGAAGAUGGGCAAUGGGGUAGAGAUGAGACCUUCCACUGCCAUCUGGAAUGGGGACUUAGCCUUUAACUCCUACCACCUCAACCCCCUUCUUCCCUCAGCCACGCAGGGUACAUCCCACUGGGCUACACUACUGCCAGUGCCUCCAUACUGAGGGUCUGACCCCUCCCCAAAAAGGCCUGAGAAGCCCCCUUCUCUCUUUUGUCGUGGCCUAUGCCAAGGAAUCUCCUUCCAGUUGGCAAAAAGCAUUUGCCAGUUCCCAGAAGUCCUUUUAUAUGUUGAAGUUGCAUUUUGGCCAAUGUGGAAAGCUUUAGAAAAUGGCUUAGACUGGGUCUCUCUGACCCAUGUUUAAUUUUUUCCAAGUUGCCACUAGGAGAAAAGAACUUUAAAAGUUGAUCAACCUUCAGGGAGUCCGUCUUUUUUUUUUUUUAAUUUAUUGAAAAAUGCAAUACAAGAAGCAAGACCAAACACAUAUCUAAACACUACCACCAUUUCUCUUACUACAAAAGGCCAAAACAGCAGACCUAAUUAUUGCCUACUUAAUCUAAGGAUUUUGCCAAUUUGAUUCUGCUGCCAUAGUUCCUAUUUUGUCAAGAAAUGUAAACUACUUGAUAAUGAUUCAUAAUCUUUUUUUUUUUUAAUUUACAAAGCUCCUUCAUUUUUGUCACCAAAAUAAAACAUUUGAGAGAGAUUUGUAAAACCACCCAGCCUGGGGCUGAGAUCCUGGGCAGCUAGUCCCACGAGCACUCCUUGGUGUUGGUCAAGCCAUAGCUCUGGCUCCAUUCCCAAGGUGGACUGUCACCCCCUCACCCCCAGCUGCCCCUAAGAACACACAGUGGGGGACUGGGGGUGUGUGGGCAAGAUUCCCUGACAGGUCCCUGCGGCUCUAUGGGCCCUUGGCUGAUAAAUUCAGAUCCUGCUUUGUGGGUGGGUGGGUGGCAGAGACCUCGUGUGGCUUGGAAGAAAUCUUUAUUUCUCAAAAUGAAAUAAAAAUAAAAUUGCAGCAAGAGUUGCUACUGUGGUAUGCCUGAGUCACUUCAGGAAAACUGCCGCCAAAUCUUUUAUCCUGGAAAUGAACUCUUCUCCCCUCUUUACCAUUUCCACCUGGACAGUCUGUUUUUCUUCAUGCACAAUGACACACACACAAUUGCAAGAAGGAAAAAAAAAAUCCAAAUAAUUGGCAAACCCCAAGUUCUCUAACCAGAGAGGCAGGAAAGGGAAAGAGGCUUGGAAGAACACCAUUCAUGGUGGCUUGUCCAAAUCCUGGCUUCUCAGCACUGGAAGGGCAUGGGGAUCUGGUCCAGUUUAUAGACAAGAAGGCAGGGACAAGUGUUAGUGAGCUGGUGACAGAUCGAGGGGAAAUUUGGGGGCCCGAUCCUGUGCUAUGAGAGCUGCUACUCUGACCUGGAGGGCACAGAAUAUUCGGUGUACCAGCUUCCUGAUGUGCAUGCCCCGGCCUCUUUUCCCAGCUUCAUUCCACAGGUUUCAGCUCUGUAAGCCCUUGCAGCUCUUCCAACAGGUCAGCUGGCCAUUGACAGGCGAGCUCACACCAGCCUGUUUGAGGUGAGCUGGAUUUCCAACCUCGCCACUGCUCUGGGCAACAAAGCCCAGGCUUGGGCUCCACCCUGAAAGCCCCAUGGUUCCAGACCCCAUGCCCCCAGGCCAUGAGUCUGUCCCUGAGACGGGGCACUCUCCUUUCCCCCUGGCCUGUCACACAUCCCACCUGAGCUCUUGUCCCUGCCCAGAGGAGAGCUACCUGUUGGUUAGUAACAGUCUCAUGUAAGUACUAAGAGGAAAAUGCACGCACCUGAAAUCAGUUCAAAUCAACCGAGUUUGUCUAAACAAAACUCAGCCAGGAGAGACUCUGGCACAUGUGGCUGGUUCCCACUGCUGGGAGCAGUGGCUGUAGACUUCUCUCCUGCUCACUGCCCUGGUGCCCCCUGCAACCGCUGGCUGUGACUGACUGUCUACUUCAGGAAGCUCACUUUCUGUCCUAGAAUUAGAAUUCUAAGAACUUCCAGACAGAUGUUUGUGGGAAGCAAGCUGGGAGAUUAGAGAAGCCCUACUGAAUAAAAAUGCCCCCAAAUCUUUACCAGGAAUAGUGGAAAUGGAGACAUCAGUUCUCAUUUUCAAAACCAAAAGAAAAAAAAUACAACAAAAAA
This is a messenger RNA of Sus scrofa (pig), 3717 nucleotides long. RefSeq names its product transmembrane protein 200B (gene TMEM200B). The record is from RefSeq and is a predicted model, not a curated record. NCBI's taxonomy places the organism in Eukaryota, Metazoa, Chordata, Mammalia, Artiodactyla, Suidae.